Messenger RNA from Leguminivora glycinivorella, 1983 nucleotides. RefSeq names its product zinc finger protein 436-like. The coding region runs from base 712 to 1983 and encodes 423 amino acids. NCBI's taxonomy places the organism in Eukaryota, Metazoa, Arthropoda, Insecta, Lepidoptera, Tortricidae. The transcript has 8 exons. Gene Ontology annotation, molecular function: DNA-binding transcription activator activity, RNA polymerase II-specific; RNA polymerase II cis-regulatory region sequence-specific DNA binding. The record is from RefSeq and is a predicted model, not a curated record. Gene Ontology annotation, cellular component: nucleus. Gene Ontology annotation, biological process: regulation of transcription by RNA polymerase II.
AGUUCGGUCACGCGAAAAAAAUGUGAAUUUGUGAUUAAAUUUUUCAUUGUUUUAACUAAGCUAUUUAGUUUAAAAUUGUGAUAAUUUAGCGAACGGACUGUGGAAGAUGUGUCCUAUAGGUUAUGUGAGCGUGAUGGAGUGAGUUUUGGGGGGAAAUCAAGAGUUGUUCGCGACGCACGUACAGUGUUGUUAAAAAAGUGUGUUUUUUUGUAUCAAAUGUCCGUCAUAGAUAUACACCAAAAUGGAUCAAAACAUGGCCGAAUUGGAUCCGCUCAGCACAUAUGACUACCCCCCUACGGUUACCAGCAUCUACACUACCCAUACUCUUACGAGAUAAAGUUAGAGCAGCCACUAGCCCACUAUGCUAACCUAGCCGCUAACAUUCAGAACCAAACGCAGCCAGUCAUCGAUAUACCUCCUGUAGCUCAAGAAACUAUAAAAGAUACUAGUAUAACUAAUACAAGUAACGCAGAAACUGUACAAGAAGCUACAAAUGUCCAAACACAAGAAAAGGAAGAAAAACCAGUCUUUGAUUUAAAUAAAGUUAAAAAAGAAGGUGGUAAGAAAAGUAACUACUGGUCACAAAAGAUUACAGAUGAAAAUUUCCCGUUCUACGCCUGCGCGCUAUGUAAUGUUAGCUAUAAACUACUAAGGGACUUGGAUUCGCACUUAGUUGACCAUAAAGAGAGAUUAACUAGCUAUGAUUUGCGGAUGAAGAAUAAACAAAAGAAGAAACAGUUGAAAAAAGAACAAAAGAAGUUGAAAAAGUUGAAAAAAGAGGUGAAAACGGAGGAGAUAGAGAUAAAACCUGAAGAUGGUUAUAUUGGGAAUGAAAAAGCGACUGAUUUUGUUGAAAAUACAGUAGCUCCGGAUAAUGUUACCCAAAGUAAAAAUGAUAAUAUAAAUGUAAAUGUAAAUAAUGAAAUUGUAAGUAAAGUAGAUAAUGUAAAUAAUGUAAAAAGCGCAGAAACGGAAAAGGAAGUGGAGUACAAUAAGGAUUUGGAGAAGAUCUACAAAUGUUCCGCUUGUAAUAAGCAGUUCUCGUUGAGUUAUUACUUGAAGUUGCAUGUUAGAUCUCACACGGACGAAAAGCCAUACACCUGCGCAGAAUGCGGGCAGUCGUUCAUAACGGCGAGCAAACUGGGCCGUCACAACAAGCGGAUACACCUGGCCAUCAAGUACCAAUGCCGGAUAUGCUACAAGAUAUUCACCAGGUUCGAGUACCUUACGCGCCAUUUUGAUAAGAAACACGCUGAAGACAAGUUGGAAGGCGAGCCUUAUGACUAUAACGCCAUCUUGCCCUACCUAAAAGAACUAGAAGAGCAACUUCGAGAGAAGGCCGAAGCAGAGAACAAACCCAAAACAGAAGAACUAUGGAGCGACUGGCCCGAGAUGGACCAGACACUGAUGCAGGAUAGAAAUGACACGGAUGAGAAGAAAGACUUCGCUAUGAACCAUCUCGAUAUUGUCAUGGACGAGGUUAAGGUGCCGGUAGAAACGAUGGAGACAGGGACGGAGAUAGAGAUAAAGCUGGAGAAAGAACAGGACAACGAUAUGGGGGUCGACAACGACGAUUUGCCCGACAACGACCACCACGACGGUGUUAAGGACGAAAGUUUCUCCGACGAGGACUACUUCCCGUCCAACACGUGGGCGGAGCCGCCCCGCAUGGAGGGCGCGCCUCCCUCGCCGCCCGCGCGCGGCCGCCGCGCCCAGGGGGCCGGCCCCCUCACCUGCAGCAUCUGCGACAAGAAGAUCAGCACGCACUCCUACAUGCGCAUACAUCUCCGCACUCACACGGGAGAGAAACCGUACAAGUGCUAUAUCUGUAGUAGAGGGUUCAUAACGUCCAGUAAAAUGCAUAGGCACGUGCUGACACACUCUGAGUCGUUUGACAAAGAUGGUGUGAAAAUAGAAGCAGACGUCAAACAAGAGGGGGAGGAAGCGAUAAAAGAGGAAGAAGGCGAUACGGGCACGAAGUAA